AUGGUUCUUCUUCUCACUUUUAUAUGCGCCAAGGUGUCGCGGCGUAUCAUGGGUUCUAAGAUCUUCGAUUCUGUCAAAAUCCGCAAUCAGCAGUUCAAAAAAGAAGCCAAAAUAUUUGUAUUUGAAAUUGGUGCAAGAAGAAAGAACAAACAACGGUUGGCGAUAAAUCGUGGAUGUGGAGCGGAGGACAGUGAUAAUCAAGCUUCUUCACGCCGAUAA
Necator americanus (New World hookworm) is the source of this 219-nucleotide messenger RNA. RefSeq lists its product as uncharacterized. Lineage: Eukaryota; Metazoa; Nematoda; Chromadorea; Rhabditida; Ancylostomatidae. The record is from RefSeq and is a predicted model, not a curated record. Bases 1 to 219 code for a protein of 72 amino acids. The transcript is spliced from 4 exons.